ACAGAGAACACCAGGGAUGGUUUCUUGCUCUUCUUGACAGUUACGCAACUAACACCAGGGAUGGGUUUCAUUCCAAGCUUCUACAUUGCCUUGCUCUGCUUUGACCUUCCACUUGCAUCCCCAUCUUCUUGUCCCUCAGCAUUAUCAUCAUCCUUGUCAUCAUUUUCAUCGUCAUCGUCUUCUUCAUCAUCUUCAUCUUCAACCACGGGCUCAUCAGGAUCGAUCUUUUCCUGCUCGAGGUGAGCGGCGAGAAGCUCCUCUUGUGUCUUUGUUGUUUAAAACUAUGAUUACUCUGUUUUGUUAUAAUUUCUGUGCUCCUUUCUGUACCAAAUCCAGUGGAUGUGUUGGUUCUGAGUUUUGCGGAUUGGUGGCGGUUGGGAUUUCAAUGGGUUUUGGGGAUUUUGUGUCCAGUAGCACGGAGAGGGACAUGGCUGCAAAGGAGAGGAUGGUCACUGAGUGGGAGAUCACUAACCAGCAUGGACACUCACAGCCACAGGAAGAUGACUUAAUCCAGAGAUAUCAAGCUCUUGGGAUGGAAUUUCAUGAUGCAGUCAGUGUAGUGAAGGUGUUCUCCAAAUACAAGGACAUACUGGUGACGGCCGAGAAACGAAUGUUACCACCAGACCAGGCGGAGAAGCCAUGGAAGAAUGGGCUCAUCACCUUCGCGGCUUUCCUCAUCUUUCGGAGUUUUUCUCUGUUGUUGUUUAUCAUACUCCUCCCAUUCACUCAGAACGGGUCCAUCAAAUUCUGGGUUGCUUGUGCCCUGUCCGCCCUAGCUCUAGCCAUUCCCAGCUUGGCCAAAGCCAAGAUUGCUGGUCAAAACUAUGUCCUCUCCAUUGCCGGCACCAUUUUCAACGGUGUCAUUGCUGUUGCUUCCGCUUACUUCAUAGGCUGGGCUCUUCUUCAAUGAAAACAUCCAUAGAUUUCGGUACUCUACUUUUUUUUGUAUGUAUUACUGCUACCUUGAUUUAGAUUUCAAGCAGAGGGUACGAAUGAGAUCCUCUCUAAUAAGGGUAAUAUGUUCUUUUGUUAUUUAAAA
Macadamia integrifolia is the source of this 1039-nucleotide messenger RNA. RefSeq lists its product as uncharacterized. The coding region runs from base 284 to 910 and encodes 208 amino acids. The transcript has 2 exons. The record is from RefSeq and is a predicted model, not a curated record. Lineage: Eukaryota; Viridiplantae; Streptophyta; Magnoliopsida; Proteales; Proteaceae. Gene Ontology annotation, cellular component: membrane. Gene Ontology annotation, molecular function: iron ion transmembrane transporter activity; manganese ion transmembrane transporter activity. Gene Ontology annotation, biological process: intracellular manganese ion homeostasis.